AUGGAAUUGGAAGCUGAUCAAUUGAAUUUCAACGCUAUUACUUAUAGCAGUAAUGAUAAGCCAAUGGCUAUUUCCAAACAAUCCAUCUCAUUGGCCAAACAAGCAGAUGGAAGUUACAAUGUGCCGCCAAACAAGAUCUUGGUGAAGGUUCAUUCAGCAGCUUUGAAUCCGAUAGAUUUAGUAUUAUACAACUCCGCUUUUAAAGUGUUGUCUUAUUAUAAUAGUCAACAAGGAAUUGGUAGAGACUAUUCAGGAACCAUUGUAGCAAUUGGUGAAGUCGCAGCUAAAAAGACUGACUUUAGUAUCGGAGACAAAGUAUGUGGAAUGUAUACACAUAUUCUUGGUAAUGGUACUGUUUCGGAAUAUGUCUUGCUUGACUGGACUUCGGAUUUGUCGGUUGUCCCAGUUCCUAAAAAUUUGUCUAUGAAUGAAGCAGCAGCAUGGCCAUUAGUGUUAGGUACGGCAUUGACAAUGACUCAGGGAAGGAUCGAAGUUGGUUCAAAUGCCAAAGUGUUAGUUUUGGGUGGAUCUACUGCUGUUGGUAGGUUUUGCAUUCAAUUAUGUAGAAACCAUUUCAAAGCCAGUGAGAUCAUUGCUACAUGCUCAUCGUCGUCCGCACCAAUCGUUAAGGGAUUUGGUGCAGAUAAUACUAUAGACUACACGAGAUAUCGUUCACUUGACGGACCCGUUAUUCAGGCUGCUGGAUCGGGAAAGUUUGAUCUUAUUUUGGAUUGUUGUGGUAAUGACGAUUUAUUGUCGUCUAUGUCAAAGAUCUUGAAGCCAAAGUCUGAAGGAUCGCAUUACGUGACUAUUGCCGGGGAUAAUAAAUAUAGAUAUUCCGACGUUAGUUUAUUCAGCAUUCUUAUCCCAACCCUUUUUGCCAUUUUCAGGAUGCUUUUAUCCAUGUUGGGCUUGAAUUCUUAUAAUUUUUCAUUCGCAGCAGUAAAUCCGGAGAAACAGUGGGCUGAAACAGGAAAACAGUUAAUUGAAGAAGAAAAAGUACAAGUAUCUGUUGACAGUGUUCACCGAGUGGAGAACUUUUAUGACGCUAUUAAAAAAUUACAGAGCCAACGAGCAAAUGGAAAAGUUGUGAUUCAAAUAGAUAGUUCAAAUUAG
Molecule: messenger RNA, 1116 nt
Organism: Debaryomyces hansenii CBS767
Lineage: Eukaryota; Fungi; Ascomycota; Pichiomycetes; Serinales; Debaryomycetaceae
Gene: YIM1
Product: Yim1p
Exons: 1
Coding region: 1-1116 (371 amino acids)
Cellular component (GO): mitochondrion
Molecular function (GO): oxidoreductase activity
Source: RefSeq, a predicted model, not a curated record